ACUACAUUUACCAAUGGUUUUUCGAUGAAAUCGACUGUAUACCGAUAACUUUACCUAUUUGCUUUACAAUUUAAUCGUUGAAACCUCUUAAGACGCAUCUGAUACGAUUCCUUUGUUACUGUCCAGCGUUGUUGGUAAUUUUUUGUGGGGGUUAUUGCGGUAAAUCGGUUAUUGCGGUAAAUCCUAGCACUGGGUCAUUUCCGUGAACGAAAAUAUUGGCCGAGUAGUUACGAUUGCAUCAGAGAGACGCUAAGCAACCAAUGAAAUGCAGCGUAAUUUAUAGACACACACCGUCUUCAGCAUGGCAGAAGGCGGAAUCAAUGAAAGUGAAAGUGCCAUUAUGCAACAUCAUUUGGAGGAUGAAAAAAAGGAUAUAUCAGAUUUGCUAAAGCGUGAAUUAAAAAGGGGAGACAUAUGGUACCUUAUUGAUGCGAAGUGGUUCAAGCAAUGGAAAAAAUAUGUAGGAUAUGAUCAAUGGGACAUUGGUAGCAUUGGGGAACAGGAUGCUUAUCCAGGACCACUUGAUAAUUCACCACUUAUGGGAGGUGAUACAGGAGAAUUGAAAGAGCAUUUAAUUGAUGAACUUGAUUAUAUUUUAUUACCUAAAGAAGGCUGGGAGAAAAUUGUGCAGUGGUAUGGAAUAGCAGAAGGCCAGACUCCAAUUGAAAGAAAGGUGAUUGAACAAGGAAUGUUUGUGAAACAUUGUAAAGUGGAAGUUUAUCUGAUGGAUGUAAAGCUCUGUGAAAAUUCAAACCUUGCAGAAAGUUAUAUGAUGACCUUUAGUAGAUGUGACACAAUAGAGGAUGUAGAAAAAGUAAUGAGAGAAAAGUUCAACAUUCACCAAAAUAAGGAAGUCCGACUAUGGAACAAAUAUAUGAGUAAUACUUAUGAACAACUCAGUAAAGCAGAUCAAACCCUGCAAGAGGCUGGACUUUACCCUGGACAAAUAAUUGUUAUAGAACAGCAGAAUGAGGAUGGUUCAUGGCCCAGACAGGCAAAGAGUUCCAGGACAGAAUCUGAUGUCAGCUCAAACAAAUCUACCUACAACAGCUACUCUAACAUGGAAUAUGACUCCAGAAGAGGAACUGUUGCUCCGGGACUGUGUGGACUGUCAAACUUGGGAAACACUUGUUUCAUGAACUCAGCAAUACAGUGUAUGUCAAAUGUUCCUAAACUGACGAAUCAUCUACUUGGAGAUCAAUGGAUAGAAGAGGUCAAUGAAGAUAACCCGUUAGGAAUGGGAGGAGAGAUUGCCAGAUCUUAUGCUGAUUUGAUGAAAACAAUGUGGUCUGGAAAGUGUAAUUAUACAGUUCCAAGAAAUUUCAAGGUACAAGUUGGAAAAUUUGCACCCCAGUUCUCAGGAUACCAGCAGCAGGAUUCACAGGAACUACUAGCAUUUUUACUAGAUGGUCUACAUGAAGAUUUGAAUAGAAUUAAGAAAAAACCUUAUAUUGAAUUUCAGGAUGCAGACAAUCGUCCAGAUCAGGAAGUAGCCAGUGAAUCUUGGAGUAUCUACAAAAAGAGGAACAAUUCAGUGAUAGUGGACACAUUUCAUGGAUUGUUAAAAUCAACAGUGCUUUGUCCAGAGUGUCCCAAGAUAUCUGUUACGUUUGAUCCAUUUUGUUAUUUGUCAUUGCCAAUGCCCGUUAAAAAGGAAAGACUACUAGAAGUGUUUUGGAUACCAUUACUGCCAGAAAGAAAACCGAUCCAGAUGAAAAUAAUGGUACCUAAAACGGGUGUUGUCAGUGAUUUGUGUGCAGCAGUAGGAGAAGUGAUGUUGGCUGAUCCGUGUAAGAUGGUGGUUACAGAUGUGUACAAUCAUAGAUUUCACAAGAUCUUUUCAACUGAAGAAGCUUUAUCUCAAAUCCUGGAUAGAGAUGAUAUAUUUAUAUAUGAAAUGCCAAUAUCACAAGGUGAUGGGUCAGAUAAACUAAUCGUUCCAGUUUACAUGAGAGAAAACAGAGAGAAAAAUAACUAUUCUUCAAGUUACCACAUGUCAAGCUGGCAGCUGUUUGGUCAGCCAAUGCUCCUAACACUACCAUCUAAAACCUGUACAACAGAUGUCCUCUACAAUGCUUUUCUGCAAAGAAUGUCUCGCUAUAUACAAACCCCAUCGGUGGAUGACUUGUGGUGGGAUGCUGGUGAAGAUGAAGAUCACAUGAAAGACAAUAGAAUUGACAGUGAAAAUGACAGUACAGAGCCUGAAAAAGAAAAUCAAGAAAAUAGAGAUAUCUCAGGAAUGGAAACAGAGUCCUCAAAUACAGACUUGAACUCCAAAUUUGAUCAACAGGAGUCAGAAUUUGAUGCUCUAAGUUAUAAACAACAGAAUGGUGAGCCCAAAAGAUUGGUGAAGUUUACCAUGUUUGCUUACAUGUGGAUGGGGAUAAAAAUGAAAUUGAAAGCAGUACACUGUUAUUUAAAGGAAAAUUGCAUAAAUCUUAUUUCAUUUUUAGGUAGGUCAUAUAUAGCAGCUGAUUGGCAUCCAGUGGCAAAGGAAAAAUUUUUCUUGGAAAAAAAAGCAGAAGAAUUUGAACAACAUGAGUCUAUGAAGGUUAAGUCACGUAAGAAACAAAUCAUACAACUGGAUGAUUGUCUAGAUCUCUUCACAAAGACAGAACAACUAGGAGAAAAUGAUUUAUGGUAUUGUCCAAACUGCAAAUUACACCAGCCUGCGACCAAAAAGUUUGAUUUGUGGAACCUACCAGAAAUAUUGAUAAUUCAUUUGAAGAGAUUUUCAUACAACCGUUUUUACCGAGAUAAAAUUGAUACCAUUGUAGAAUUUCCGAUUAGAGGACUUAAUCUCAAAAAAUAUGUUAUUGAUCCUUGUCAUGGGCCAGUGCUGUAUGAUCUGAUAGCAGUUAGUAACCAUUAUGGAGGUCUUGGUGGAGGCCAUUAUACGGCAUAUGCAAAGAACAAAGAUGAUGGAAAUUGGUAUUACUUUGAUGAUUCUAGUGUGUCUUCAUCAUCAGAGGAUGAUGUGGUUUCCAAAGCUGCAUACCUUCUUGUGUAUCAAAGGCAGUCUUCCACAACACCUUGUGCAUCUGGAAAUGGACAUUUAAUAGGCAAUGAGUGAAGUGAUGGAAAUACAAAAUGGAGCUAACAAUAAUUUAUUUGGGUUACAUCAGAUUAUGUAGGAAGCCAGUGUGUGCAUUGUCAGAUAGCCAAAUACAUGAGGACAUCAAUGUAUUGUCAUUCUCCAGUUUACAAAAUAACUGAGACAACGUGUAUUACUAAUUAGUAUGUAAUAGAUAAAGAAAAUAAUUUGUCAAAA
This is a messenger RNA of Ostrea edulis (European flat oyster), 3271 nucleotides long. Its product is annotated as ubiquitin carboxyl-terminal hydrolase 15-like. Gene Ontology annotation, biological process: protein deubiquitination. Gene Ontology annotation, molecular function: cysteine-type deubiquitinase activity. The record is from RefSeq and is a predicted model, not a curated record. Bases 302 to 3073 code for a protein of 923 amino acids. NCBI's taxonomy places the organism in Eukaryota, Metazoa, Mollusca, Bivalvia, Ostreida, Ostreidae. The transcript is spliced from 20 exons.